Halichondria panicea is the source of this 453-nucleotide messenger RNA. Its product is annotated as homeobox protein ceh-9-like. NCBI's taxonomy places the organism in Eukaryota, Metazoa, Porifera, Demospongiae, Suberitida, Halichondriidae. Gene Ontology annotation, biological process: regulation of DNA-templated transcription. Gene Ontology annotation, molecular function: DNA binding; DNA-binding transcription factor activity, RNA polymerase II-specific. The record is from RefSeq and is a predicted model, not a curated record. The coding region runs from base 1 to 453 and encodes 150 amino acids. The transcript has a single exon.
AUGGGUGGCUAUGUCAUGUGUGCACCCUUCCACUCUGCUAGCUACCCCUAUCACAAAGCAAGCACUCUAACUCCAGUAGCUAGAGAGAGAGACUACUCAGUAUCACCCUCCUGCUCUGAAAGUGAGGCAGAACCCAGGACUGAGCAUAUGAAGCAACUACCACCAAAGAAAACAUCAAGAGCAGCACAGAAAAAGAAGAGGACAAUAUUUACCACUGAGCAACUACAAGAUUUGGAGAAGCAUUUCGGUGCACAGAAAUACUUGAGCAAGACGGAUCGCAACAAAGUGGCCUCUCAGCUCGGUCUCAAGGAGAGACAGGUGACAACAUGGUACCAGAAUAGACGAACACGUUGGAAGAAAGACUGCUCAGACAAAGAAUGGAGCAGAGAGAAAGAGAUCACAGCAGCAAGUAACUAUUCACAAUUUGUCCAAAUGAAGUCACAAAGCAAUUAA